Molecule: messenger RNA, 654 nt
Organism: Zingiber officinale
Lineage: Eukaryota; Viridiplantae; Streptophyta; Magnoliopsida; Zingiberales; Zingiberaceae
Exons: 1
Coding region: 1-654 (217 amino acids)
Source: RefSeq, a predicted model, not a curated record
AUGGGAAACGCCUUCUGGCCAUGCCUCAAGGCUGCCGCUCCUGCCGUCGAGCUCAUCUUCUGGGGCGGCGCCACUGAGCGGAUCACGCUUUCCCGCGGCGCCGCGAAGCCACUCCUCGCCGGCGAGAUCAUGUUCCGCUUCCACGACCACGUCGUCUGCCACGCCGACUCCUUCUUCAUCGGGCGCCCCGUGCCCGCUCUCUCCGUCGGCGACCAGCUCCUCCCCGGCCACACCUACUUCAUCCUCCCCGUCGACCGGCUCCCGGACUUGCACGACCCCCUCACGGCCGCGUCGCUGACGUCUCUCUCCGCCUCCCGAAAUUCCCCUCAGGUAGCCGGCGGGGGGAAAUCUCCGUUCGAGUAUGUGAGGGGAGCCGACGGGAGGGCGUCCAUCAAGGUGCAUCCGGAGUUCGUGACCAAGCUGAUCUCCGUCUGCGAUGCGGAGGAGAGCGGCGCUUUGUGCAGUACGCCGGAGCUGAAGAAGCACUACGAGCAGCUGGUGGGGUCGAAGGAUCGCCGGCCGUGGUCGCCAAAGUUGGAAAGCAUAGAGGAGAAGGAGAAGCAGAAGGAGAAGGAGAAGAAGAGGAGGAUGCUGCACUCAACAAGCAAGUUAUUAAUGUCGCCAGCUAAGUUAGCGUUGGAGAAGAUUACGUAG